Caenorhabditis remanei is the source of this 954-nucleotide messenger RNA. RefSeq lists its product as uncharacterized. The transcript has 4 exons. NCBI's taxonomy places the organism in Eukaryota, Metazoa, Nematoda, Chromadorea, Rhabditida, Rhabditidae. The coding region runs from base 1 to 954 and encodes 317 amino acids. The record is from RefSeq and is a predicted model, not a curated record.
AUGACAGUCCUAAAAGAGAUCAUCACAACAUCCCCUAACUUCGAAAGAAUUGGAAUUUACUUCGAAAAUAUUGAUGAAGAAGUACUUGACGAGUUAUUUGGUGUUCGUGAUGAAAAACUCAACGUAUCAUGGUCAUCGGAAAUAAAUUUGCCUUGUGGAGGUCCUCAACUUGAUUAUGAAGCUCUUGCUGACUUCCCUUUAGGAAGGGAUAGGACUGUUGUCUAUAGAUACAGCCGAGUGAGAGACAGACAAGAUCAUGUUUUGGUCACCACUAGAAUCAAUGAGAAUUUUGUUGAUUUUCAUCGCUUCAAACACAGUGAUUUAUACGCUUUGAUCGUUGAUUGUCGUGAGGGGGACACUACUCCGUUAGCGACAAACCCCGAACGGUUGGCCACACUGGAAAAUAAGACGAUUAUGGAAUUGCUGAUAGGCCAUCUAGGUUUCAUUGAUAUACAACGCCUUCGAAAAGUGUGUUCCAAUAUACGAACCACAAUUGAUCACUUCAAACCAAUCCCGAAUCUUACUAAACUUUUCGUGUUUUUCGGCUGCCCCGGAAUUAUCAAUCUUAAAGUAGAUUUCGAAAACGACUCUCAUCUAGGAAUCAUUUAUGAAGAACAACAGGAAUCCGUGUGCCGAGUGAAUCAAUCCAUUGUCAAACAAGAUCUUUGCAUUACUUGUAUCGAUGAUCUGAAAACUUGUAUCAGUCGCAGAGACUUCAGUUUGGACAAAUUUCGACUCUCCAUCAACUGCGAUUUUGACAAACAUAGCGAAGGAGUUUGCAUGAAAAAGAAAUGGUUUCUAACUCAACUUGAGAAUGUUCUCACACCCAGAAGUGCUCCAUUGAAAGUCCGAAAAUUCGAGUUUGGAACACAAUGCUGGGAAGAAAUCCUAAUGUAUGAGCCAAUAAAAUGGCUAACCAAUUACGCUAGAGUUCAUCGCACUGGAAACUGCUGA